Orbilia oligospora ATCC 24927 is the source of this 3477-nucleotide messenger RNA. RefSeq lists its product as uncharacterized. The record is from RefSeq and is a predicted model, not a curated record. The coding region runs from base 1 to 3477 and encodes 1158 amino acids. Lineage: Eukaryota; Fungi; Ascomycota; Orbiliomycetes; Orbiliales; Orbiliaceae. The transcript is spliced from 2 exons.
AUGCGAGACAAAAAAUCGUAUCGUGGCGCUCGAACUAGCGCCGGCCUUAAAGAUGAAUAUAACGAUGUCUUCAAAGCCCGAGCCAUGGAGAAAAAAGGAGCUACUGUUCCUCAGCCUAACAAACACACCACCGAGUCCAAGGAUUCGAAGAAUGGUUCCAUAACCACUGCUACUACGCCUACGAUCAAUCCCGCUAAGAGGAAGAGAACAAGUUUCGAACAGAAGCUGGUGAAGAACACCAAGAACCCGAAGAAUGACGUAUACGAUAUGGACAGCUCCGAUGACGAGGUCCUUGAGAGGGGUUUGAAGAAGGUCAAACCCUCCACCGCUACUGCUAAUACCUAUCAGCAACAACGCCCGAAGAAGCAGCUGAAGGACAAGGUUUUCGAGAUUGAGACGUCCGAGGAAGAUGUCAUCGAGCCUCUGAAGACUAAGGCCACAGUUACUUCCCCAGCUAUAAGCAAGUUUCAGCAACGAACUGAACAAAACCUCAAGAACAAAUCGACAACAGCAAUGUCGUACCAGCAACCACCAGCAAAGGGGGCCAGACGCGAUUCUGAGAAAGAAGAACACAUCCGAAAGAGCUUGAAGACCGUCUCGGAGACGAAGCCUGUUUCUUCAAAACCCGUUGCUAAGCCUAUUUCCUCAAAACCCGUUGCUGAGGCCGUUUCUUUAAAACCCGUUGCUGAAGCCCGUAAUGGCAAGAGUUCCGACCCAGCUCAACAAAAGAAGCCUGUUGUUGUUAAAGCCGUUACUGAAGUUCAACAACCAAAAACUGCUGCUUCCAAAUCCAUCACCGAAGCUCGAAAUACCAAAGCUACUAAUGGAAAAACUGCCAUGAAUGCAGUUACGCUCGAGUCAGACAGCGACAGCGAGCCAGUUAUAGACAGAACGAUCAGGCGAAAAGCCCCUGUCACAGCCGUUGCCACGAAACCCGCGAAACCAAUGGAGAAGGUUACCUCCAAGUCCGACAAGGUCCCGUCAAAAGUCGCGACCUCUGUCCCAGCAAGAACUGAAAAGCGGAAAGCUAGAGCUUCCUCGGAUUCUGAAUCAGAUUACGUUGCUAAGCCGAAGAACCAAAAGAAACAAAAGCCGACACCGAAAGAAACGACUGUCAAGCGAAAGAAAGCCGAGGAAUCAGAUGAUGAAGGUGCUAAGAGACUGUUUAAGAAGCGACAAGACCGUGGAGCCAAGGGUACAGAACUACCCAACCCAGCUUUGUCAAAGAAUCUAGGAAAGAAGAAGAGCGAGGCUACUGCUAGGAAGGCAGAAAAGGCUACUAAAGCAUCCGUCGAAGCUGACGAACCAGAACAAACGGAUUUCGUCUACGACCACGCAGUCGACCUUUCAUACGCUGUCAUGAGCUCCCCGGAGAAUAGCAAGGUUCCUUCGUUGAACAAGGAGCCAUCCGCUGUUGAGAUGCCAUCUGGUUUGGCUGAACUAAUCGAAUCUCGUGUUGCUGAAAUAGGAGAACAGCAAGCACCUGUGAAAAAGGCUAAGAAGCAGCCGGUUACGCGACAGCCGAGGAGGAAGAGCAUCGAAGAUGAAUUGAUUAACUUGGGAACCGACGAGGUCGUUCCAGGCAGUAUCGCAGAAAAGGAGGCAGACCUACAGGCACAAAUCAACAGCGCUAUGUUCGCUGCUGAUUACGGAGUCCGUACGACGCGUUCGAAGUUUCGUAACGAGGGAGCUGCUAAGAAAUCAUAUGGCGUCUCACAGAGAACCAUGAGACAACCAGUCACCGAAGAGGAGCAAAGAGAGGAUGAUAAGUUGGAGCUUAACCGUUCGAGAGAAGAGGCAGCUAAGCAAGCAGCCAAGAAAGCACACUACGAAGAAGUUUUGAGACGCGAGAAGGAAGAGGCCAUGGCUGCUGCCGCCAUCGCCGAAGCAGAGAUAAAGAAAGGAGCCAAGAAGGGGAAGAAGGCCGCAGACAAGAAGAAGGAGGCCGUUAAGGCUAAUACCAAGAAGGGAUCCGCCUAUGACAUGCCGGAGGAUGAAGAUGAUGGGCCAAAGGUUUUGAGCCGCCACGAACUCUUACAGAAGGGCCGCCACCAGCGUGUCCUUAACGAAAUCAAUGCUUUGAUGGAGGACGCCCAGAAGGAGAAUCCCACGCGCCGAAGCAGUAUCCUCGACAUCGCGUAUAGGAUGUCGAACAACACAGAAAGCGGAAAGGAGUUUACGACCAAGUUCCGACUGAACGGCUACCCUGCCAAGCUGUUCAAGAACCUCGAGGCUGAGGGAGACGCGCUCACCCGUAUAGGAUACGGGUGGACUCUCUUCAUCCUGUUGAACGAGGACAGAUACAGCGGCCACGCGGUCGAACUUAUGCACGAGAACGGGGGGUUUGAAAUGCUGAAGGUGAUGCUCGAGAACGACGAGGAUAUGGAAGAGCUUGCGAGGAGUAGUGUCCUCAAGCUCUCUAUCCAGAUCAACCUUGUUACGGGCAAGCUUCGAAAUCGUCUCUUGGAUUGCAGAUUCAUCCGGGACGAUGUCCCAGGAUCGUUCUCGCAACGUUACGUUGCGAUGAUGAUCAUCAACACGCUGCUGAAGAAUGUCAGCAAGGAUGAAGGAAGGAAGCUGAUCUUCAGCUCCUUCGAUCCUCGAACCUUCGUCGAGAUCUUGGGCCCGUUGAACGGGCAUACCUCAAUGCCGGGCGAGAAAGCCCUGACGAGCUACGUUCUCGCCGCCUCGAUCCUGAGCCAUUAUGCUCAGGGGGCCCGCAUUAAUCGGGCUUUGGAUGCCGGGUUGGACCCCGGUCAUCAAGCCGUUCUGGCAGAUGUUCUGCCAACGGUUCUCGGGUGGAACACCCAACCCCAGAUGCGGGGGGCAGCCCGCAUCAAAGACCUCCAGACCGCAGUGUUCAAGCUGUGCAUUGAUCGCACCAACGACGCUCCGGCCACCUCCACCUCGGUCGCCGACCACAAAAACGGCCUCACUGGAAUCGUGGAUACAUGCAUCCACCAAUUCAGAGAACUUGGUGGCAGUCAGGACGAGGAGGUUGACACCUCCAAGGAUGUGGACAUCCUUGUCCUCACCACGAUACUGCUCUCCAACUUGUUGGAGUUCAGUGAGACCGCCAGGAUGCUCCUCCGCAUCCAAAGGUCGGAAAACGUCCCAUUAAUCAUGGGAUUAAUGGGCGUUUUCCGACAACGCCACGACCGCCUCGAACUGGCCGAAAGUGUCGAGGAGACACACCUGAACGUUGCGUUCGGGUAUUUGACUGUCGCGCUGGCCUAUGCCUGCCGCGAGUACGACCUUCGGGUCGAGGUUCGCUCCCAGCUCGGGGGCAACCUUGGCCAGUUGGUCGCCGCGGUCCGGCAGUUCAAGGACCAGAACCAGGCCCUGGAGGACCGAGAGGCGGCAGCCUCCCAAGACAUGAUGCAAGACAUCAUGCUUGGGGAGGCCGCGCCUGCUCGGUUCUCCUACACGGCCCGGUUGGAGGACGUUCUGGGGGAGUUGGAGAGCUACGGCUCUUAA